Blepharisma stoltei is the source of this 1576-nucleotide messenger RNA. The record is from the annotation of a GenBank genome assembly. Lineage: Eukaryota; Ciliophora; Heterotrichea; Heterotrichida; Blepharismidae.
AUGAUUGUAGACAUCCUAUCAAACGGCUUCAACAUUUCUUCAUUUUCAAAUAUAGAAGAAAUCACAUUAUUAGUCCCAGAAGACUUUAUCAUCACAGACAAUAUUCGCUCUGUCUUCAAGACUUCAUCUAACUUUGAUGAGUGUCUGGACAGCCAGAAAAGUUACUUCAGAGUCUCCAGUGAGUUCCAAAGAGGAGUUCUCAUUGGUCGCGCUAUCUCUCUGAAGCCAGAUCUCAUUAUUUGUACCUCUCGCCCUGAAAUUUUUAAAAAGUAUCUUCCAAAGAUACACUUUCAAAAUUAUGAAGAAAUUCAAAAAAAUUCAAGCAAAGACGCGGGAUCUCAAGAAGAAGUCUUGAAAAGUAUCGAGUCUAAGCUUAGCAGCCAGCUGAAACAGGUUGACUAUAAAACACCGUUGGAAAAGCUAUACCAAGAAGUCUUAAAUAAAUUUGUGGAAACUUUUUUCCAAGGCAAUGGAAUUCCAGCUGGAAAAGUGAAAUCAUUGAAAUCAUACAUAAAAAUGGCGUGGCGAACCAACCCGCCCUUUAGCACCUGCAACAAGAGGGAGUCUAGUCUGGAGACCUUGGGGAAGGGCGGUAUGUGUAUCUGGUCAGUUUUUACUUGGUCUGGUGGAGUGCAAUGUCGGGCUAGCCAACAUCAAGCUUACAUCAAGGCAAGGUUUUACCCCGACGAGGAUGGAUGGAAAAAGGGACAGUCAAACAAGGCCAAGACGUCUACGGGCAUUUCCUAGCGUGAUGCCGGGAGUUGCACCCUAAAGCUACAAGUUUCAUCUGGGCCGACAACCUGACAAGAAAAUUCGCUUUCAGAUUUUUCGAAUAAAGUCUCUACCUUCAGGCAGCAAGUGCAAAACCUUGUCCGGAGGGAGCAAUACAAGCCUUAAGCUGCGGAAUCAGACUGGCGAGCUAAGGAGGUGGUAGAAGCAAAUAACGUGAAAAGUUUUUUUUUAAGAUUGCGAGAGCUUCUCUAUAAUAAUUUAAUAAUGAAUAAUAAAAUCAUUGAAAUCCCAAAUCAGAAAUUUAGCUGAAGGCGCUGUUAUAUCAGCUCGGAAAAAGUCUCAGAACAAAGACCAAAUUCCUACUUCCUUUGAAAUUUCAGAAAUUAUAUAUGAGGAUUUUGUUAAAUAUGGCAUAGUCGAAGACCAAGGAGUCCAAGUCUAUUAUAAUAGAGACGAGAUUGACGCAUAUUUUGGAGAACAAAAAUAUAAAACAUUUACUCCAGCUUGCAAAGCAUCGCUAAAUUUAGAAGAUAAAGAAAAUGUUGAGAUCCCACCAAAGAGAUUCACAUUUGAAACAGUCCAGAAGUGCAUUUCAGCAAUUAUUCCUGAAUUAGAUAUGCAAAAUCCAAAAGAGCUGGGAGAAGUCGUAAAUAUUAUUCUGGAUUUUGUGGCUUCAAACUCAAAAAUUGCUGAGCCUGACCGCCAACAAGCAUUUUUAGCAAUUUUUAAAUUUUUAUAUCAUGCAGAAGUGAUAACUUUCAAAGAGGAUAUUCCUUUGGAUUUGAUUUUGCAUGACACUAAAAGCUACUUAAAUAUCGAAGUAGAUAUCAAGUGCUCUAUUUAA